UGUAUGCAAAGUCACGCCAAAAUGCAAAUAAUAAAAGCGAAGUAAACUGUAAAUUAUAAAUACAAGUUUUUAAACGUUCAUAAGAUUUCGAGUCCUCACAUCGGUCUGCAGUUUAAUGAUAGGUGUAAACUUUCAGCUUAUUUAGGUCUUAGAUCAGCCAAAAAUCUUGUUGCGACCAAAAUGCGCGAUUGAUCCAUGGACGUGAAACGGCGCUGCUACUGCUAGCUUCAACCUGUUGAAGUGUGGUGCUGGUGGAACUGUGGCAAUCAUCACAGCCACGACACACCGGGUAAGGCGGGAGAAGUGUGGAAAAAUUUCCUUGAGUGCAGACUGCUGCGAGAAUGAACAGCGGAACGGGAACGGCAUGGAGUCCGCUGGUGUUAAUGGAGCGGCUGAUGGGACACGAAGAGCGGGUGUGGUGCGUCAAGUGGAAUCCCCAGGGCACUCUAUUGGCCUCCUGCGGCGGCGACAGGAAGAUUCUCGUCUGGGGCCAACAGCGACCGCCGGAGACCUCGACCGCCAGUGAGGCGUCACGCGUCGAGGGUAGUAGCAGUCGUUGGGUGGCCAAAGUGUGCUUGACAGAGGGCCACACGCGGACAGUGCGAGGUGUGGCUUGGUCGCCCAGCGGCCUGUACCUAGCCUCGUGCUCCUUCGACCGCACCAUCGCCAUCUGGAAGCGCCAACUGGAUGAUGACUCGCAGCAGUGGACCUUCGGCGCCAUCGCCACCCUCGAGGGGCACGAGAACGAGGUGAAGUCGGUGGCCUGGUCCGCCUCGGGACAGUACCUGGCCUCCUGCAGUCGCGACAAAUCCGUAUGGAUAUGGUCAUGUGAGUACGACGACGAGUACGACUGCCUUAGCGUGCUGCACUCCCACUCGCAGGAUGUCAAACGCGUGGCUUGGAGCCCUGUAGAUGAUGUGCUGGUAUCGUGUAGUUACGACAAUACCGCCAAACUGUACAAAAACGACCCUAAUGAUGACGACUGGACGUGCAGUGAAACCCUGAACGGUCAUGAUUCCACGGUGUGGGGAGUGUGCUUCGAUAAUUCCGGUCGGCGUCUGGCCACCUGUAGCGACGACAACACCAUCAAAAUCUGGCAGUAUUUCGAGGGUGAUGUCCCGGCGGCCCCUGGAAGUCAGGGUGAAGGGAACGGCACCCCGGGAUUUAAAGCGAAACGGAAGACUGAAACCUCCUCGCAUUGGCGCUGCGUGUGCACGCUGAGCGGCCAGCACGAGCGAACUAUUUUCGACGUGGAUUGGAGCCAUGUGCACGGCGCUCUGGCCACAGGCAGCGCAGACGACGGCCUGCGAGUCUUCGAGGAGGAUUCCAACGUCCGCGACCGGUUGCGCGAGCCGCAGUUUAAUUUGGCGGCACACCAGCGCAGCGCCCACGCUCAGGACGUCAACGCUGUCACCUGGAAUCCACAUUCGGACACGGCUGACCUCCUGGCAUCCUGUGGCGAUGACGGCAUGGUGCACAUAUGGCGCUACACACGGCCAUCUUAAGGUCAAGCCAGAGCGUCCUUGUAGCGUUCCCUUCGACUUUCUGAUGUGAUGAUGCUUGUGGCUAUUAUAGUACGUACAGAGUCACAGACCGCCUUAAGACUGACAAAUGCCUUUUUUAUUGUGACGCUAAGAGAAUAAAAGAUUGCCGGCAAAAUCUGCACAAAAAUAACAA
Molecule: messenger RNA, 1677 nt
Organism: Paramacrobiotus metropolitanus
Lineage: Eukaryota; Metazoa; Tardigrada; Eutardigrada; Parachela; Macrobiotidae
Product: probable cytosolic iron-sulfur protein assembly protein CIAO1 homolog
Exons: 6
Coding region: 342-1505 (387 amino acids)
Biological process (GO): iron-sulfur cluster assembly
Cellular component (GO): cytosolic [4Fe-4S] assembly targeting complex
Molecular function (GO): protein binding
Source: RefSeq, a predicted model, not a curated record